AUGGACCCCGACCGCGGGCCAUUCAUCAUCGCACCCCAGCGGGUAGAUGGAGCGAAGGUUCUGAUCGGAAAGCGAAAGCGGGAUUCAGACGAUCGUCAAGGCUGGAAUGACCUGUUGGAGAAUGAAAGAUGGUGUAUCAACAUCUGGCCCUUCUACGUCGUCCCGCGUCUUGGAACCUGGGCGUCUCAGCACUCGCGCGUUGUCAUCCUCGGCAACGCUGCACAUGUCAUCCCGCCCACCGCUGGCCAAGGUAUCAACCAAGCCUUCGAGGACAUCUACACGUACGCUUUGAGCUUGGCGAAGUGCCAGGGCCAGAAACUGAACAGAGCUCUGCAGGUCUGGCAGCGGGUCGAUCGGGUGCUCGAGCUCAACAGCCGAAAGAGGAUGGUGCGGCUGCACAGGAUCCAGACAUCAAGCCGUUCGAGCUGGAUUGGCUUUAUAAUCCAAACUUCGAUGCUAUGGUCGAUGGACAUUUGGAGCGUCUCGAGCGAUUUCUUGCUGUUGCUUCUUUCCUAA
Penicillium chermesinum is the source of this 516-nucleotide messenger RNA. RefSeq names its product FAD-dependent oxidoreductase. The record is from RefSeq and is a predicted model, not a curated record. The transcript is spliced from 2 exons. Gene Ontology annotation, molecular function: FAD binding; monooxygenase activity. NCBI's taxonomy places the organism in Eukaryota, Fungi, Ascomycota, Eurotiomycetes, Eurotiales, Aspergillaceae. The coding region runs from base 1 to 516 and encodes 171 amino acids.